Molecule: messenger RNA, 474 nt
Organism: Carica papaya (papaya)
Lineage: Eukaryota; Viridiplantae; Streptophyta; Magnoliopsida; Brassicales; Caricaceae
Product: glycine-rich protein-like
Source: RefSeq, a predicted model, not a curated record
AACCAUUACUUGUCAUCACAUCCUUCAUACUAAGUAGAGCCAGUGUCGAGUUGCAGCAACCAAAAACCAUGGCAUCGAAGAUUUUCCUUCUCCUAGGCCUUUCAUUGGCCAUACUUCUUCUCAUCUCCUCCGAGGUGGCUGCAAGAGACCUCGCCGAGACGGAGACCCAGCAGGAACAUGGAGAGGUUGAGGAAGAGACAAAUGGAGUGGAAGAGGCUAAGUAUCCAGGAUAUGGAGGAUACCCUGGAGGCGGCGGAUACAACGGUGGGUACAACGGUGGACGUGGAGGAUACAACGGCAGAAGAGGGUAUUGCCGCUAUGGUUGCUGCGAUAGAGGUUAUCAUGGGCGCGGAGGUUGCAGGCGCUGCUGCCACUAUGCUGGUGAGACUGUUGAUGCCCAAACCCAAGUCCAGACACAUGACUAGAGCACCAUAAAUUAUAAAUAAGCGCUACAAUGCAUAGCUCGGUGUAUAU